Paramecium pentaurelia is the source of this 1975-nucleotide messenger RNA. NCBI's taxonomy places the organism in Eukaryota, Ciliophora, Oligohymenophorea, Peniculida, Parameciidae. The record is from the annotation of a GenBank genome assembly.
AUGAAUAAAGACUCACACAAUGCAAAUGUAUUAUUAUUUAUUAAUGAAGAUGAAAUCCUCAAUGUCACCAAACAAGAAUUUAAGACAUCUUAAGAGUUCUCAAACUCACAUCACUAAAAAAACUAAUCUUAAGGCUACCUAAUAAUAGAAUUAAACAGCUAAUUUAAAUUAAUUUCUAGAUAUAUAAAAGAUAAACAAUAACAACAAUAACAACGAUGGUCUACGACAAUUAAAAGAAUUGUAAAAAAUCCUUACAAUUGAAAAAGACGAAAGGUAUUAAUUUAUUAGAUUAAUAAGAUAUCGAUAUUUAAUAAAAAAUGGAAUAACCAGAAAAAUUGAAAAUGGAGGCAACAUUAUAUUCUCUGAAUUAUAAUAGAUACCAGGUGUUUGGAUCUGCUAUAGGAGACCAUAGGAGAGAUAGGAAAAUACAGAAAAAUUAAAUCUAGAUAAUCUAGAUCUUUAACAUAUACCAUUGUUCGAAGGUGAGGAAAAUUUGAAAAUAUUAUCCUUACAACACAAUAGAAUAGGAUUAAUUAAAAAUUUAAUAUCCUUACCCAAUUUAUUAUAUCUAGAUUUAUACGAUAAUUAAAUUAAGGAUAUUGAAGAGUUAGAAUAAUUAUAAAAAUUAAAAGUACUGUUAUUACCAAAAAAUUAAAUAAGAAACAUUCAAAAUUUAGAUUCUUUAUAGAAAUUAGAAGUGUUAGAUUUACAUAGCAACAACAUUAGCCAUUUAAAAGGUCUAAAUAAAUUGAAAAAUUUAAAAGUGUUAAAUUUAGGAAACAAUAUGAUCUAAAAAUUGGAAAAUUUAGAAGAUUUAACUUCUUUAAUUGAAUUAAAUCUGAAUUUAAAUUAGAUUGAAUUCAUUGAGCAUAUAUAAGGUAAAUAAUUCAAUUAUAAGCUUUAGUUCUCCCAAAAUUGCAAAAAUUAUUCUUAUCUUCAAAUAAAAUCAAUCAAUAUCCAUAAAUAUUUGAUAUAUUAGAAUUGUCUUUAGAAAAUAAUCCAAUAUCAUAUAAUAAAACUGAUUAUUAUAAAUAUAUCUGUUAAAAUUACGAAUAACUUAGAAUAUUGGAUCAAAAAUUAGUAGAUAUGAUAAAAUAAGAAAUUCUAUCAUUCGAUUUUUUUAAAAGAAAGUAGAUCAAAAAAAAUUAAUAUCAAUCAAUUUAAUAACAAUAAUAAUCUAUAUAAGUAAAUGCUAAUGAAGAUGAAGUAUCAAGUAUCAAAAGAUAGUGGAUUGAAGAAAUCAAAAGAAUUCAAGAACUAGAAUAAUCAAAUCAAUUCAACUAGAAAAGUUGUUUAGAGCAUCAAAUACUAGAAGGAGGACACGCAGAAGUAGAAAAUGUAUUUUAACUUGAAAUCAUAUUAGGAUAAAUUUUUAAUAAUUUUUGGAGCAGCUGUAGGAAUUGUACUGCCAGCUAAUAACUUUAGAUAAAUAAUCGAAAAAAUUCAAUUUUAAUAUGUGUUUUUUGAUUCAAUUAUUCACUCUUAAUUAUAAGUCAUUAAAGAGUAUACAAGAUUAUAAGAAAUAAUCCUAAAGGAUAAUUAUAUACACAGUCUUCGUUAAUUAACCUAAUUAGAAGUAUGAUCAUAAUAGUCUAUUUUAGCAUUUAACUUAUAUCCAAAAAAUUAUAAUAUAGAAUAACCCCAUAAAUAAUUGUUCUUUUAUGCUUUCGUUUCUUAUUUAUAGAAUUCCUACAUUAAUCCAAAUUAAUAGCAAAAAUGUAAGAUAUUAGGAUAGAUAGAAGGUAAAUUUUAUUAAGAUUAUACAUAGGCAAAAUCACAAUUCUAAAAUUUUGAUAAAACUUUAACUAUUGAAGAAAAAAAUUUGAAUAUGGAUAAUUUUAGAAAAUUCAAAAGCUAUUAAAAAAAUACAUCAUACAUAAAAACAUAUCAGAAUACAAUAAAUGAAAUGAUACAUGAAUUAAAAAUUUCUAUUAAAAAUAGAAAUUAGUAAUAAGUAUAAUUAUUUUUGGUUUGA